UAGAAAUAGCCUCACAGUACCACUGUCUCUACGACUCCUCAUUCUGCAGUUUUUACUAACCAGGAAAAAUGGCAGAAGGCAAGAUUCCAGUUUCACAGGAUGAGUUCAUCUGUUCAGUGUGUCUGGAUUUGCUAAAGGGUCCAGUGACGCUUCAUUGUGGACACAAUUACUGUAUGGAGUGUAUUAAGACCUACUGGGAUAGGAAUGAAGAUACUCGUGUCUACAAGUGCCCCCAGUGCAGACAGACCUUCACCCCAAGACCUGAUCUAAGAAGAAACACCACUCUGGCUGCAGUGGUGGAGAAACUGAAGAGGAGGGGGGAUAAGCGUCCUUAUCCAGCUGAUAACCCUGCUGGUCCUGGAGAUGUGCCGUGUGAUGUCUGCAAUGAGAGACAGAUGAGAGCUGUGAAAUCCUGUCUGGUGUGUCUGGCCUCUUACUGUCACACUCACCUCGAUCUUCACUAUGAGCUCAACCCAGGAAACAGACACAAGCUGGUCGAUACUAUAGGACCUUUGCAGGAGAGGAUCUGUUCCAGUCAUGAGAAACCCUUGGAGAUUUAUUGCCGUACUGAUCAGAAAUGUAUUUGUUAUUUGUGCAAAAUGUAUGAACACAGAGGCCAUGAUACAGUCUCAGCUGCAGAAGAGAGGACUGAGAAACAGAAGCAGCUGGGGGUGACACAGACACAAACUCAGCAGAGACUCCAGAAUAAAAUGAAGAAGAAGAAGGAGCUGAGACAGGCUGUGAAUUCGCUCAGUAGCUCUGCACAGGCAAACAUAAAGGACCCUGUCAGGAUCCUUCAUGCUCUGAUCCGCUUCAUUGAUGGAAAAUGUUCUGACAUUCGACACCUGAUCAGAGCUCAAGAGAGGGAAGCAGUGAAUCAGGCUGAAGGACUCUUAGUGCAACUGGAGCAGGAGAUCACUGAGUUGAAGAGGAGAAAUGAUGAACUGAACCAGCUUUCACACACAGAAGAUCACAUCCAUUUCCUCCAGAAUGUCCAGUCUCUCUGUGUCUUUCCUGGAGCUGAAGACUCACCACACAUAACUGUCAAUCCAUACUUCUCUCCUGAGAUUGUGAAGGAAGCUUUGUCAGGACUGAAAGAGCAACUGGAGGACAUCUGCAAAGGGGGAUUUGACAAGAUCUCCAGGACAGUGAGUCAUGUUUACAGUUUGCAGGCCCCAGAGCCCAGGACCAGAGCAGAGCUUUUAAACUAUUUCUGUCAUCUCACACUGGACCUCAACACAGCCCAUAGAGACCUCUGCCUAUCUGAGGGGAACAGGAAGGUGUGCUGGAGUGAAGAGGAGCAGAAUUAUCCUGAUUCCCCUGAGAGAUUUGACAGCUGGAGACAAUUGCUCUGCAGAGAGGGGCUGUCUGGGAUGUGCUUUUACUGGGAGGUGCAGUGGAGUGGAAUAGGGGUUUAUAUAAGUGUCACAUAUAAAGGAAUCAGCAGGAAAGGAGACGGUGAUGACGACUGUCGACUUGGACACAAUGACAAGUCCUGGAGUUUGUUCUGCUCUGGUUCCAGUUGCUGUUUUCUUCAUAGUAAAGAGAACACUGCAGUUACUGUCCCUCCAUCUUCCAGAAUAGGAGUGUAUGUGGAUCAUGUGGCUGGGACUCUGUCAUUUUAUAAUGUCUCUGGAGACACGGUAGCCCUCCUGCAUAGAGUCCAGACCUCAUUCAGCGAGCCCCUGUAUCCUGGAUUUGGGGUUGGGUAUGGGCUUAUCUUUAUUAGCUCCAGUGUGGCUCUGUGCCAGUUGGAGUAGAAAGCCAGAGUGAGAGGAAAAGAAGCAAAAUAAAAUAUAAACAUAGAAAGAAAAUACAAAUAAAGAUUAAAUUGGAUGUCUUUAAACCAUACUCAUGUACACCAGUAGUUGAACAGGGUCUUUCUAUUUGGAGGAUCAUUGAAGAAAGAUACUGUACAACAGUGGUUAAUUUAUACCUGUAUUCCACUACUGUACUGGGCACUCUGGUACUCUGAUCACAUAGGGGAGAGUUUAUAAUUUACAGUUGUACUCCUCUUCUGUACUGGAUACUCUGUAGCUCUGAUCACAUCUGUAUUCCUCUACUCUAUUGGACACUCUAGAACUCUGAUUACACAGGAGAUAGUGUUUAAUUUAUAUCUGUAUUACUUUACUGUAUCAUGUACUAUACUCUUAUAGUGGCAAUGCUUGUUAAUAAGACAGAAUUAAGUGUUACUGUUCUUUCCCAAAUGAGGCCCCA
Lepisosteus oculatus (spotted gar) is the source of this 2217-nucleotide messenger RNA. RefSeq names its product tripartite motif-containing protein 16-like. Gene Ontology annotation, molecular function: zinc ion binding; protein binding. Lineage: Eukaryota; Metazoa; Chordata; Actinopteri; Semionotiformes; Lepisosteidae. The record is from RefSeq and is a predicted model, not a curated record.